GUUGCAUGCUGGGUAAGGGACGGAGACUCCGAGGUACAGGGGGAGGACUGAGCGAAUUCAAGCCGGUUGUUUUAACCUUCAUUUAUCUAGACUUAACUCAAGUACAGUAAAUUCUGUAACCUCCCUUUCCCCACUUCUGACUGUGACGGAUGUCAACUGCACCUGAACAACGAGAAUGAACCUUCUUGGUCUGAAGGUGUGAGCGCGAGGCCGGGAGAGACCGCCGCGGGACCAUGGAGCCCGACGUGAUCCGCAUGUACUCCUCCUCCCCGCCCCCGCUGGACGACGGCGCCGAGGACGACGACGACGACUUCGGCGACUUCGGCGCCUUCUCGGGCGUGCCGUCCAGCGUCAGCUUCACCGAGUUCGACACGCCGCCCGUCUUCGGCCCCGCCCAGACGGCCACGGCGGCCGACACCUCGCCCCCCAGCCCCUUCGCGGAGCUGGGCCCGGGGCCCGCGGGCAGGGGCCCCUCGGGGGGCUUCCCUGCGUUUCCUGCCUCCGACCCCCAGGGGGCAGACUCGAGCGCCGGCCUGGAAGGCCGACCCGCCGUGAAAACCGUCAGCGCCGAGGAGCUGAAAAGGCCAGCGGACCACGCCCCGCGCGGCGCUCACUCGAACUCGUCCGAACCCGAGCCGGGCGGCGGUCGGACCAAGGCCGACGCCCACAGCUGCAACGGCGGCUUCGCCGUGGACGAGGUUCUCACCAACGGCUUCGUGGCCUUCGACGGAGAGGACGCGCCCUCCUGCCCGUCCCCCGAUCACCCCGCAAACAAAGGGACCGCCCCCUCCACGCCGGACUCCUCCCCUCCCAACACCGAGGACGAGUUUGAUGACUUUUCCGCCUUUGGCGGUGCCGGCGCGCCUAGAGACGCUGGGUCGGAGCAGGUCGCGGGCGGGGGGCGGGCAGACGAAGGGAAGCGAUUGGCCGACGGUGUCGGCGACGAGCGGUCGGACCCGGGGGAGGCGGAGUCUGUCGCGGAGGAGAACGGCGUCAGAGACUCUCACUCCCCGCGGCCCGACGCCGCUGACGUCCCCGCGGUCGUCACGGAGACCCUUAGCAACGGGGACAGGGGCUCCCUCUCGGACGAGGAGACUGAGCGGAGGGACGCGGACUCUUUUAGCGAGCGGACCCCGGACCCCGCGGACGUAUCAGAGCAGAGCGGGGCGCCAGUCAUCCAGAACGGGAACGGGCGGGUAGAGGAGGGGGAGGGGAGGGAGGAGGAGGGGGAGGAGUUGGGCGGGUGCGAUGGAGAGGCAGGGUCUACAGGCUAUGAUGACGGGGUUUCGAGCAGGGGCGGGAAGGGGGCGGAGAACGAGGUGGGCGUGUCGGUCAGCGAGAGCUUCGCGUCCUUCUGCCAGGCGGUGUCCCCCGAUGGGACGGAGGAUUUCGGGGACUUCAGCGUGCCGGGCCUCGCCCCUUCGGCGUGUCCCGAGGAGGAGACGCUCACGCCGGCUGACCCCAGCUGGCCCACGGAGGAGGAGGAGGAGGAGGAGGAUUUCGGCGACUUUGGCGAUGCCAGCUCCGUCAGCGGUCCGGGUUUCGCCGACUUUGACCGGACUGAGUCUGAGCAGCCCGCUGAGUCGGCAGAUUCGGCCAGGGACUCCGGGGAGGACGAGGGCGACUUUGGGGACUUCAGCGCCCCGCAGGAGGACGGGGCGGGCGAGGGAACGGUCGGCGGGGAGGGGUUCGCGGAGUUCCCCGGCAGCGACAGCUUCGCGGACUUCAGCGCGGCCCCCGCGGGCGCCGGUCCCCACUCGGGCCCUGCGUCCGGGUGGAGCGCCUUCGAGGACCAGGACGCGGGCGCGGACGACGACUCCUCCUCCUGGGCCGCGUUCGGGGAGGAGCAGAGCGCCGCCCCUUCGGAGGGCCAGGCACGGCUUCAGGACAGCGCGCCCGUCACAGCGCCCCCUGCUGACGGCUCCCAGACCUGCAGGAGAGACAGCCUGUCGGUGUCGCUGGCCUGCAGGCUGGAGCGGCUCUUCCACACCUCGUUCCCGGACACGCCCACCCCAGAGCACGGCACGGAGGUGCUCACCCUGAGGGUCCUCCUGGAUCCCCCGAGCCGGCCUGAGGAGGACGAGGAGGAGGCGGAGGAGGGAGGGGAGGCGGGGAAGGACACCCCUGCACCCCACGAGGACUUGGGCAGAGUGUGGCGGCAGCUGCUGGAGAUCCAUGAUGCACUGGGGCUGAGGUACCAGUGGGGCGGUUCCCACAGCAACAAGGCCCUGCUCUGCUCGCUGGGCAUCGACACCCGCAACAUCCUCUUCACAGGGCAGAAGAAGCAGCCGGUUAUAGUGCCCAUGUACGCAGCAAGCCUGGGCAUGCUGGAGCCCACCAAAGAGCCAGUGAAGCCCAUCUCCGCCGCGGAGAAGAUCGCCUCCAUAGCACAAGCCCCGCCCCCGCCGCUGCCGUCCCCGGAGAUGAGCGAGAUGAGCUCGCCGGACCCCGGCCAGGAGGCGCUCCCGCCUGUCCAGUUUGACUGGAGCAGCAGUGGCCUUACGAACCCUCUCGAUGCCAGCGGAGGCUCCUGUCUGCUCAACCUCGAUUUCUUUGGACCUGUGGACGACUCUAGCUCUAGCAGCGCCACCUCUAUCCCAGGUGUGGACCCGGAGCUCUACGAGCUGACCACCGCUAAGAUGGACACCGGCAACACCGGCAGCCGCAUCGCCGACGCCUUCGCCCGACUCAUGUCCACCGUGGAGAAGACCAGCACCUCCACCAGGAAACCCAAGAAGGAGGAGAACCUGAGUGAGGAGGCAGCCAAGGUGAUCGCUGGGCUCCCGGACCUCUCCUUCAUGCAGGCCAAGGUGCUGAUGUUCCCCACCACGCUGACCCCGCUGGGAUGCUCCGCCCCCUCGCCCGACUGACAGCCUGACCCCCCCCCCCCCCCCCCCCCCCCCAACCGCCUCUUCCCACCUCCAUCUCCCAUCUGUUCAGUCAUUUUUUUAUCACUCUUUAUUUUCCCUGUCUGAUUCUGUUCUUUUUUUUUUUUUUAAUAUAAUAUUAUUUUAAUGAAGUUUUUCAUUCACCCGUUAUCCUCUGAAUGAAGAAGGGUAGGACAGACAACUGUGGAAGUGUCCGUCUGUCUGUCUGUCCGUAAACAAGCUCCGCACAGACGGUGUAAUAACAGUGAUUAUGAAAAAUAAAAGCAUAUAUUUAUUUAUAGACCGAAGUCCUAUGAAGUAAGUCUUGUUUAUAUUAGGGGAAUUAAUCUGUAAAUAAUCAGGGAUGAGCAGUGCUUCAGUUUUUUUUUUUGGAAGAUUGUUACUUUUUUUUCUGUGCUGGGGGUGUAAAUGUUCGUCAUUGUGAGAUAAUGCCGGUUGAAGUCUUUUGCAAGGCACGAGUACAAAAACGUGAAUUAGAGAAAAUCUAUAAAUAUCUACGACUUGAAACCAGCCUGCCUGCGAAAUCCAGUGGAAUGUUUCCUUGUGUUAAUUGCCUUAGUUUUAAAUUUCUCGUUUGUUUUACUCUCUGUAGAUUUUACCCUAAACUUUAUUUCUUCAUGCGUACCAUCCAAGUUCCAUCUUUAUUGUAUAAUUUUUUUUUUUGUUUAGUCUUGAUUGUGGGUUUGAUACGUAAGAAAAAGCAACCCAAUGUGACUCUGAAAAACGCCUGUAUUGGCACAGAUAAAUGUUUUUGUUUUAUUCUUUUUUUUUGUUUUGUUCGGGAGGGAGGGAAUUUACUACGGAUCAAACCACUGACAUUAGAGUGCUUUAGAAGUAUUUACCUUUUGAAGGAGCUUAAGACGGUGAUAAUCAACUCAAUCGCAAGGAACGAGGGACCAAUAUCCGCUUCCAUGUUUCCGGUUACUUUUCGCUUCGUUGGCUGUGUCCACCUUUUGUUGUUCGUUUUUCCAUGUUUUUCUCUUUCCCGUUUUACCACUGUAAACCUGUUUUAAGGAGGAUUUUGCACAUUGUAAAGAUGAAAUGGAUGUAAUCAUAGUUCGCUGUGGCUUCAGACUGUGUACAGUACAACUAUGGGCCGUAAAAUGUAUGGGAAAAUUCCUAUGGAAAAAGACAGUAGACUUGAAGAGCCUGUAAAAAGGUUAAUAUGCAUGCCCUGGUUCUUUUCAGACUUUAGUGUGUAAAUUUACUUUUAGUGUACACAAGAAAUUAAAAUAAUUUAAGAGAAAAACA
This is a messenger RNA of Anguilla anguilla (European eel), 4139 nucleotides long. RefSeq names its product aftiphilin a (gene aftpha). Gene Ontology annotation, molecular function: clathrin binding. Gene Ontology annotation, cellular component: trans-Golgi network membrane; AP-1 adaptor complex. The transcript has 11 exons. Bases 234 to 2870 code for a protein of 878 amino acids. Lineage: Eukaryota; Metazoa; Chordata; Actinopteri; Anguilliformes; Anguillidae. The record is from RefSeq and is a predicted model, not a curated record. Gene Ontology annotation, biological process: intracellular transport.